Ceratotherium simum simum (southern white rhinoceros) is the source of this 1037-nucleotide messenger RNA. Its product is annotated as arylamine N-acetyltransferase 1. Gene Ontology annotation, molecular function: arylamine N-acetyltransferase activity. The record is from RefSeq and is a predicted model, not a curated record. NCBI's taxonomy places the organism in Eukaryota, Metazoa, Chordata, Mammalia, Perissodactyla, Rhinocerotidae.
UGCCCUGGAGGUGGGAGGAGUGCAGUCAGCCUGGUUCCUGGUUGUGGCCCCAGUGGAGCUCGGGGAUCAUGGACAUUGAAGCAUAUUUUAAAAGAAUUGGUUACAAGAACUCUAGAAUCAAAUUGGACUUGGAAACAUUAACUGACAUUCUUCAGCACCAGAUCCGAGCCAUUCCCUUUGAGAACCUUAACAUCCAUUGUGGGGAACCCAUGGAAUUGGGCUUGGAGGGCAUUUUUAAUCAAAUUGUGGAGAGAAACCGGGGUGGGUGGUGUCUCCAGGUCAAUCAUCUUCUCUACUGGGCUCUCACCACAAUUGGUUUUGAGACCACCAUAUUAGGAGGGUAUGUUUACAACCCUACAGCCAACAAAUAUAGCAAUCGCAUGAUUCACCUCCUGCUGAAGGUGACCAUUGAUGGCAGGAACUACAUCACUGAUGCUGGGUUUGGUCGCUCUUACCAGAUGUGGCAGCCUAUGGAGUUAAUUUCUGGGAAGGAUCAGCCUCAAGUGCCUUGCAUCUUUCGCUUGACAGAAGAGAAUGGAAUCUGGUACCUGGACCAAAUCAGAAGAGAACAGUACAUUCCAAACCAAGAAUUUCUUAAUUCUGAUCUGCUGGAAAAGAAUAAAUACCGAAAAAUCUACAACUUUACUCUUGAACCUCGAACAAUUGAAGAUUUUGAGUCUGUGAAUACAUAUCUUCAGGUAUCUCCAGCAUCUGUGUUCACAAGCAAGUCAUUCUGUUCGUUGCAGACCCCAGAAGGGGUUCACUGUUUAGUGGGCUUCACUCUUACCUAUAGGAAAUUCAAUUUUAAGGAUAACAUGGAUUUGGUGGAGUUUAAGACACUGAAUGAGGAAGAAGUAGAAGAAGAGCUGAAAAAUACAUUUAAUAUUUCCUUGGAGAGAAAGCUUAUGCCCAAACAUGGUGAUCAGUUUUUUACCAUUUAGAGUAAGGAGUAAAAGUGGCCUUCAGUUUUACUUCAGGUAGUGACACUUUUUGUUAUAAAAAAUUUUAAACAUAUGUAAAAGUAGAGUGAAUAAAAC